Messenger RNA from Didymodactylos carnosus, 1155 nucleotides. The record is from the annotation of a GenBank genome assembly. NCBI's taxonomy places the organism in Eukaryota, Metazoa, Rotifera, Eurotatoria, Philodinida, Philodinidae.
AUGUCAACAAGACGAGCACGCUCUGUAAGUCGUCAUCGAGGUUUAACGCCUGGUCGCGAAAUGACUCCGUCUAUUUACGAUAAUGGUUAUUCCUCGUAUUCCACUCGACUAAAUAUCUAUCAGCCGGAUAUUUAUUACCCACGUGCUCAUUCAGUAUCACGUAUUGACGACUAUUUACCUCGUGCUGCAAGUGUUGCUCGUUUUAACAAUGUGGCAGAUGAAUAUCAUUCAAUAGUUGGAGGUAGAUCAAAUGCUUAUGAUCGUUGGCGUCGUUCACAAUCGGUACAUCGUUUUGAUCAUUUGAAAGCACAACGACCCUAUCGUCCGUAUGCUACACAUGAUUUUGAUUAUUUUGAUCGUUAUACGGAACGUAUCCGUGAUAAAACACCUAUUUAUCUCGAUGACCACUAUAGUCAUCGUCCCUAUUACUGGUAUCAUACAGCACCACGUACGCAUUACUAUUAUUUACCAUAUGAUGAUUGGCAUUAUCGUCCAUUAUACAAUUAUCGCAGUCCAAAUUUAUACUCUGCAUCGGGCUAUGAUACAACAUAUCGUUUUAAUGAUGCUAUUAAUCGUGUCGGUACAAUGAAACGUGCCAUGCGUGAUAUUGAUUAUAAUCGUGAAUUAAGACAAUUAAGAUUUCAUUAUCCAACAACAUAUAGUACAUUAACACACGCCGAUCAUUUUUUGGGUAAAGCAAGAGAAGAUGUUAGACAGGCAAUUAGAAGUCGAGUUGGCGAUGGUAUAAGACGAGAUAAUCCAAGAGAUUAUUUUGGAAGAACAUUUGUUCAAUUUGAAAAAGAUGGUGUUAAUAAUGUAGGAGUUAAAUAUACGGGAUUGACAAAAACGGUUGAUGCUAAACCGAGUUAUUGGAAAGCUGAAGAUAAUGUUGAAACUGGCUAUGAUUUACAAGCCAUGAAUGAUGAUACAAUUGAUAAACUAGAUGCAAAUCAAACACGUAUUGAUGCCAGUCGUGAAUGGCUCCUACAAGAUCGAGCGGGUAUAGCACCACGAAUGUAUCAUUUUGAUAUGGAUUCUCGUCGUGCUCGUCGAGAUGUUGAUAAUGCUCAACGCCUUGUUAGAAAUUUACAACAACUCAAACAUGAAAUGACAAAUCGUUUAGCACAACCAUGGACAUUUACAAAAUAUUCUUAA